AAAUAGAAGUGAGUUACAAAAACUUAGUUACCCCCAGGAGGACUGAAGCAGGUAAUUGUGAGAGUUUACAGUCUAUCCCAGUGAGGAGGUGUUUAAUACAACAAUACAGGGAGAGAUAACCCGCUUGCUGUUCCGUUAGCUGUGUUCACGGAACGCACGUAUAAAGUUAACACGGUUGACGUCUGGCUGGUGGACUAUGCCUGUACCUCCUCCCUCAUCUGCCGAUUGUGCUGCCGGUGUCAUUGUGGCUCCACUCAGAAGCAUAGACACACUGGGGGACUAACUGCCUCCCUCCUGUUGAAAUGUCCCAUCCGUCUCUGAUCUGUCACCAUGAACCGCUACACAACAAUCAAACAGCUUGGAGACGGCACCUAUGGCUCGGUCCUUCUUGGGAGGAGCGUGGAAUCCGGAGAGCUGGUUGCCAUAAAAAGGAUGAAACGAAAAUUUUACUCCUGGGACGAGUGUAUGAAUCUUCGGGAGGUUAAGUCUUUGAAGAAGCUGAACCAUGCCAAUGUCAUCAAACUGAAGGAAGUCAUCAGGGAAAAUGAUCAUCUAUAUUUUGUUUUUGAAUACAUGAAAGAAAAUCUUUAUCAGCUAAUGAGAGAUCGGAAUAAAUUAUUUCCGGAACCUACCAUCAGGAACAUCAUGUACCAGAUACUCCAAGGGCUUGCUUAUAUACACAAAUACGGGUUCUUUCACCGAGACUUAAAACCUGAAAACCUCCUCUGCAUUGGACCAGAGCUCGUGAAAAUAGCUGAUUUUGGGUUAGCCAGGGAAACCAGAUCAAGACCCCCUUACACUGACUACGUUUCUACCAGAUGGUACAGAGCACCUGAGGUCCUCCUCCGGUCUACCAAUUAUAACUCUCCUAUUGAUAUUUGGGCCGUCGGUUGUAUCAUGGCUGAAGUUUAUACCCUCAGACCACUCUUUCCAGGAUCCAGUGAAAUUGACACCAUAUUUAAAAUUUGCCAAGUCUUGGGAACGCCAAAAAAGAGCGAUUGGCUUGAAGGCUACCAACUGGCCAGUGGAAUGAACUUUCGCUGGCCCCAGUGUGUACCUAACAAUUUAAAAACACUGGUUCCAAAUGCAAGCAGUGAAGGGAUCCAGGUCAUGCGAGACAUGCUUCAGUGGGAUCCCAAGAAGAGGCCAACAGCAAGCCAGGCUCUGCGAUACCCUUACUUUCUGGUGGGUCAGCCUCUUGGAACGCCUCAGCAGAUACAGGAGGUGAAUCAAGUGCCAAAGAAUCACCAAGAGAAACAAGCCACGUUACUUAUAAAACCAGCACCCCCUUCUCAGCCACCGCCAAAAUAUCAGCCACGUCUGGCAUCCAGAGCCUUUCAGCAGGCCCAGUCAAAUGUGCAUCUCAUCCAAAUGGGCUCAUCAUUGGCAGAGUCUAACAGCGCACAAGAGAACAGUAAACUGAAUCAGCCUCAUCUACCUGCUUUAGUUCCCCAGAAGGUAGCAUCUAAUUCAGAAAGCAACAACGAGGUGCAUACCACAAAAAAUAGAAGAAGAUGGGGGGUAAUAACCAAAGAAGUCAAAGGAUCUGAUGAGUGGGAUGACUUGGAAGAUCUCGGUGUUCGGUCUUCAAUAAACAUAUCUGAAAUGAAGAAUGAAAUAAAGGGUCCUUUGAGUGAUGAUGCUGUGUGUAGCUUUGAGAGCAUUGUGGAUUUGAAAAGGACAGAUAGUGUUGUUGCUGGACCUGUGCUAAAUUCAUUCUCGAGGCAGGAGACUGGUGUUUCCAGGAGACCUUCCGCAGCUAAGCAACAUUACUUGAAACACUCCAGGUAUUUGCCGGGCCUUACCAUUAAGAAAAGUGCUGUGGAAAAUCCAAAUAAGUCAACUGCACCUUCUAGUAAUCCUUGGCCAAAUGUUCUCCAGCCCCUCAAACCUUUAGGAGGGUCCACAUGCACAAGCGACAAGCUUUCUGGGCUGAGUAUUGGCAAUGGUCCACUUGUCAAUUACACCCCAUCAUUCUUUAAAAAGGAAAUAGGAUAUGCUGGCCAGAAGGUCCAUUUGGCUCCACUUUCAGAUCCAGCUCCAAAUUAUGGAUCUUUAAAAUCAGUUGGCUCAUACCUAGGACAAACAUCAUUCAACUCUCCUCCCAAAAAGUCAUCUGGCCUUUCUUCCAGACCCCUCCCUGCUAUUGCUCCAAUUCAUGGAAGAACAGACUGGAUUUCCAAGUAUGGAGGAAGGAGAUAGCAACGCAUCUCGCUCUGGCUGGGUUCUUCUAACAUGAAUAUGACAGCCUUCAUGUUUGUUUGUUUUUUCUUCUUUUCAGCAAGCAGCUGGUUAAAUUUCCACAUUCCCUUUUUUACUACUAGAUUUAUUAUUUUUGCAGCAAGGAAAGGUUUUUUUAUGUUACAAAAAUGUUAGGAAUGCAGUUUAAUUACUAAUGUAUUUGUAGGUUAUUUUGAUACUGACCUUUUAACACUAACCAGGAGGAGAGAUUAGCUGAGCAGAGGUAAGCUCUGCCGAGAAGUCCUGUUCCUUCGGUCAAAGGAUCUGGGAGUUGACUUUCAGUAAAAACAAAAACAACCAUCAAAAUCGAAGAUAAAUCUUUAAAAA
Spea bombifrons (plains spadefoot toad) is the source of this 2568-nucleotide messenger RNA. RefSeq names its product ciliogenesis associated kinase 1 (gene CILK1). The coding region runs from base 331 to 2202 and encodes 623 amino acids. NCBI's taxonomy places the organism in Eukaryota, Metazoa, Chordata, Amphibia, Anura, Pelobatidae. Gene Ontology annotation, cellular component: cilium; nucleus; cytoplasm. Gene Ontology annotation, biological process: protein phosphorylation; cilium assembly; intraciliary transport. The record is from RefSeq and is a predicted model, not a curated record. Gene Ontology annotation, molecular function: protein serine/threonine kinase activity; ATP binding. The transcript has 14 exons.